Molecule: messenger RNA, 1864 nt
Organism: Aegilops tauschii subsp. strangulata
Lineage: Eukaryota; Viridiplantae; Streptophyta; Magnoliopsida; Poales; Poaceae
Product: protein IQ-DOMAIN 5
Molecular function (GO): protein binding
Source: RefSeq, a predicted model, not a curated record
UCCUUUUUUUUUUAUUUGCUUCCAAGAAACGAAAAGCGCAAACAAAGAGGGAGAGAAGAAGAGUACACCCCGAGGCAGAAAAGAAGAGGGGCUCACGACGCGCGACACAAGAGGCGAGCGGCGGAAGGGGAGGGAAGGAAUGCUCUCCACUCUCCAGCUUCCCGGUCUCAGGCUCUCGUCUUCGGCGCCCCGGUCUCUGGCUCUCUGAUUAGAAGAAAGGAAAGGUUGGGUUACCAUGGGUAUUUCAGCCAAGUGGAUUAAAUCACUGGUUCGCAUAAGAAAGCAGGAAAAGGGGCGGAGUUCAGAAAAUCAAGAAAAGGCACAAAAUGCCGAGAGCAGUGAAGCUAGCUCUGCUACUCGACAGCUACACAAACGAAAGCAUUCUCUGGAUCCUACAGUAGAAGAACUUGCAGUGCCUAGUGAAACAUCGACGGAUGGCACCAACACACAGUUAGCUUCAAAUUCAAUUUCAUCAGAAAGUGCAUCACGUGAUACGCAUGUUCCUCAGACCGAAGAACUUCCUAGAGAAGGGGAUUUGGCUGCAACAGUUAUUCAGUCUUCAUUUCGGGCAUUCUUGGCUAGGCGGGCUUUACGAGCACUCAAAGGUAUAGUUCUACUCCAGGCCCUUGUGAGGGGCUAUAUUGUGAGAAAGCAGACAGCAGAAACACUUCAGUGUAUGCAUGAGUUGGUAAGAGCUGAAGCUCGUGUGAGAGCAAGGCAAGCCGGUGUUGCAUUAGAAAAUCAAGUGGCACGGAAAAAGGUCCCUGGGCAAGAUGAUUGUGAGAACCAUGUUCGAGAAAUUGAGGAAGGCUGGUGUGGCGGUAUUGGUUCUGUGGCAGAAAUGCAAGCUAAAGUACUGAAAAGGCAGGAAGCUGCUGCAAAACGUGAGAGAGCGAUGGCGUAUGCAUUGACUCAUCAGCGGCAAGCUGGUUCAAGGCAACAGAAACCUACAAAUCUGCAGGGAUCUGAACUUGAUGACGACCACUGGGGAUCAAACUGGGUAGAGAGAUGGGUGGCUGCACGUCCAUGGGAGAACAGGUUACUUGACAACAGUGCCAAAGAGAGCAUGCCAGUGUGUGAUGAUAAUCAGGAUGAGGAAAUAAAACCUCAGGUCACACCAAAGGGCAAAGCGCCAACUUCAAGCACAACCACUCCUCCUAAUGGCCUCAAUAAGAAGAAAGGUGCAAGCCACAGGAAGUCAUAUUCGGAUAUAAAUUUCACUUCAUUUGGGCGAUCGUCAACUGUACUGCCUUCCACCUCUCUGGGAACAUCGAAACAGAAGCCGAAAUUGGAAGAUGAGGCUUUUGAGGAAGUCAGCUCCCAGCCCACAGAUAUAGCUCCCUUGGCUGUGCACAAUCAGAAAGAAAGGCGCGCGCAGCUGAAUACAUCGGCCAAGAAACGCUUGUCCCUGCCAAAUAACGUCGGCGGGGGAGCAGCAAAGGGGACAACCAACAGGAAUCCGAUGAACCGAUCGAGCAGUGCUAAGUCUGACCCGAAACCACGGGCGAACGCGCCCAACCAAGCCCGGAAGCAAGUCGAGUUGCAGGCCUGAUUGCACAUACUACCGUUCCCAAUCUGACCUGGGCAGAUCUGUUCCGUUCCGUUCCUGGUGUGCCGUUUCUCCAGCUGUGCAGGCUUCAUCUCCGUACAUAAUUUUUUCCGGUAAAAAGAUUGUGCAUCUAGGUUGACAGGCUGUUUCGACAUUCCCAUUGUGCAUGGUUGCGGGUUGCCGACUGUCAUUGGUGUUGUUGCGUUGUCCAUUCUUGAUUUUGCUUAUGUUUUGCCAUCUUUGUAUGCUGUUCUAACUGCUGAAACAAGUGAUUGUGCUGUUGUGCAGCCUUAAUUUUUCAUUUCUGGUGACAAA